This is a messenger RNA of Psammomys obesus (fat sand rat), 813 nucleotides long. It is a transcript of the gene Csrp3, whose product is annotated as cysteine and glycine rich protein 3. The record is from RefSeq and is a predicted model, not a curated record. Gene Ontology annotation, biological process: sarcomere organization; cardiac muscle contraction; muscle tissue development. Bases 1 to 585 code for a protein of 194 amino acids. Gene Ontology annotation, cellular component: Z disc; nucleus; cytoplasm. Gene Ontology annotation, molecular function: structural constituent of muscle; actinin binding. NCBI's taxonomy places the organism in Eukaryota, Metazoa, Chordata, Mammalia, Rodentia, Muridae. The transcript has 5 exons.
AUGCCGAACUGGGGCGGAGGUGCAAAAUGUGGAGCCUGUGAAAAGACAGUUUACCAUGCAGAAGAAAUCCAGUGCAAUGGGAGGAGUUUCCACAAGACCUGUUUCCACUGCAUGGCCUGCAGGAAGGCUCUGGACAGCACCACUGUCGCAGCUCAUGAGUCAGAGAUCUACUGCAAGGUUUGCUACGGGCGCAGGUACGGCCCCAAGGGGAUCGGGUUUGGACAAGGCGCCGGCUGCCUCAGCACCGACACUGGCGAGCACCUCGGCCUGCAGUUCCAACAAUCCCCAAAGCCGGCACGCGCAGCCACCACGAGCAACCCUUCCAAGUUCUCUGCAAAGUUUGGAGAAUCAGAGAAGUGCCCGAGGUGUGGGAAGUCGGUCUACGCUGCUGAGAAGGUUAUGGGAGGUGGCAAGCCUUGGCAUAAGACCUGCUUCCGCUGCGCCAUCUGUGGGAAGAGUCUGGAGUCUACAAACGUCACUGACAAGGAUGGGGAGCUUUAUUGCAAAGUUUGCUAUGCCAAAAAUUUUGGCCCCACAGGCAUUGGGUUUGGAGGCCUCACACAGCAAGUAGAGAAGAAAGAGUGAAAAGGUGUGCUUUCUCACAACCCUGCCAGCCAACACCAGUGCCAAGUAAUCCCACAGAUGUAGAGUUUGUCCCAAACAGCCUCCUUUGUAGCUGGACAGCAUUUCUCUUCUGCAGUAGUCAUAGGCUGCACUGAAGUAACAACAGACCUCUGGAAGAAAACAUUGGAAAUGUAACAGGCAACAGAUGCUUCAUUAUUUACUGUCCUUGGGGUGGGGCAGGCAAUAAAU